UCAGCGGCGGACCGUUUUAACUGCUGCACCCUCGUAUGUUUACACGUGAGGUUUGUGCAGGACUGUAAUUUCAAGCGUUAAGUGUUUAAAUCGCUAAUGCCGUUGUUUGACCUUACGGAAUAAAUAGACAUCAGUUUAAAAUGGGAAAACUAAGGAAGAAACACAACUGGAAGGGAAGAGAGCAAAGUGACAGCCAACAACCAGCAGAGGAACAGAAGACAAACAUUGUUGUGGAACUUCAAGAUGGGGCCAGGCUAAAAGGUGUCGACCAGAGCAAUGCUUUGGUCCUCCCAGCCACCAAAGCCAAGAAGAAGAACACCUCAGUGACACCUGUCCACACCAAGAAGCCGCUCACCAAGAAGCAGAGGAAGGAGCUGCAGAAGGUCCUGGAGCGCAAGGAGAAGAAAGCUCAGAGAGCAGACAUCCUGAAUAAACUGGCAGAGGUGCAGCUUCCAGCGUCUGAACUGAAGCUGCUGUAUACUACGUCCAAACUGGGGACAGGGGACAAACUUUACCAGACCAAACAGUUACCAGAUGAAAUAAAUGAAGGAGACUCUGGACCAAAGAUCAGCAGUCUCAGUGGUGCAAACAGAAAAAGAAAAUGGAAAGAAGAGGAGGACGAAGAAGAAGAAGAAAAGGCAGAAGACAGCAGUGAUCUGGACACCUCAUCUGAUGACGAAGAGGAGGAAAUGACUGAGACCACAGAGAUGAGUGAAUCUAAAGAAACCACCUCUAACUAUCAGGAGAACAAACAAGAAGUGAAGGAACAACAAGAGAAAACAGAACAGAAAGAUGAACAGAAUGAGAAAAAGAUUUCAGAUCAGGAAAAAGCCGAAAACAAGAUGUUGUCGCAGCCGGCGAUCUUUAUUCCUGUUGAUAGAUUACCAGAAAUACAGGAGGCUCGUCUGAAGCUGCCUGUGCUGGGGGAGGAGCAGGUCAUCAUGGAGGCAGUGAGAGAAAAUCCCUGUGUCGUCAUCUGUGGAGAGACAGGAAGUGGAAAGACCACGCAAGUGCCUCAGUUUCUGUAUGAAGCCGGUUAUGCCAGUGGCAGUGGAAUAAUUGGUAUCACUGAGCCAAGACGAGUAGCAGCUGUCAGCAUGUCCCACAGAGUGGCCAAAGAGAUGAACCUCUCCACACGGGUGGUGUCGUACCAGAUUCGAUAUGAGGGGAACGUGACCAGUGAUACGAAGAUCAAGUUCAUGACAGAUGGUGUUCUACUGAAGGAGAUUCAGAAGGACUUCCUGCUCCAGAGAUACAGCGUGAUCAUCAUAGACGAGGCUCAUGAAAGGAGCGUGUACACAGACAUUCUCAUUGGACUGUUGUCUCGUAUCGUCCCGCUCAGAAACAAGAAAGGCAUGCCCAUGAAGCUGCUGGUCAUGUCAGCUACUCUGCGUGUGGAGGACUUCACAGACAACACAAAGCUGUUUCGGACGCCUCCGCCCGUCGUCAAGGUGGAUGCUCGCCAGUUCCCGGUGUCUAUCCAUUUCAACAAACGCACUCCGCUGGACGAUUACACCGGAGAAGCUUUCCAUAAAAUCUGCAAGAUCCACCGGAUGCUGCCUCCAGGUGGUAUCCUGGUGUUUCUGACCGGUCAGGCUGAGGUUCACAAUCUGUGCAGAAAACUGAGAAAAGCUUUCCCCUUCAGGAAGGGUGACACAACCACCGGCGAAGACGAGGACGCCGACACCUCAGAGGCAAUGAGGAAGUUUAAAAAGGGCAAAAAGAAGAAGACUGUUUCGCUGCCCCGAAUCGACCUGGAUAACUACUCGGCCCUCCCGGUGGAUGAGGGGGACGAGGACAGGGAGGCAGGGAUCGGAGACGAAGAGGAUGAAGGAUCUGACCUGGAGCUCGGAGACGAUCCCGCCAGUACAGAGGAGAAGGCUGACCCCUCUAUUCCUCUCUACGUUCUGCCUCUGUACUCUCUGCUGGCUCCAGAGCAGCAGGCCAAGGUGUUCAGACCUCCUCCGCCUGGAACUCGUAUGUGUGUUGUAGCCACCAACGUGGCCGAGACGUCUCUGACCAUCCCUGGCAUCAAGUACGUGGUCGACUGUGGUCGAGUUAAGAAACGUUUCUACGACCGAGUGACCGGAGUGUCGUCUUUCAAGGUCACAUGGACAUCACAGGCCUCAGCCAAUCAGAGGGCGGGUAGAGCGGGACGAACAGAGCCGGGACACUGCUACAGGCUGUACUCGUCUGCAGUAUUCGGAGACUUCAGUUUGUUCUCAGAGGCAGAGAUCACUCGCCGGCCUGUCGAAGACCUGGUGUUACAGAUGAAGGACCUCAACAUAGAUAAGGUCGUCAAUUUUCCCUUCCCCACGUCUCCCUCUGCCGAGGCUCUUAUUGCAGCAGAGCAGUUAUUAGUCUCGCUGGGAGCUCUGAAAGAACCGCCUCGCGCCGGAAGGGUGAAGGAGAUGGAGCAGGCGAGGCUGAGCUGUCCCAUCUCCCCGCUGGGCAGAGCGAUGGCUUCGUUCCCUGUGGCGCCACGUUAUGCUAAAAUGUUAGCACUCGGUAAGCAGCAGGAUUGCCUGCCUUACGUCAUUGCUGUGGUAGCAGCCAUGACAGUCCGGGAGAUCUUCGAGGACCUUGACAGACCUGCACGUAAUGAAGAUGAGAGCUCCAAGCUCACCCAGCGUCGGGCUCGGCUGAUCCAAAUGAGGAGGCUGUGGGCAGGACAAGGAGCGUCUCUCCUGCUGGGGGACCUCAUGGUCAUGCUGGGAGCUGUUGGUGCUUGUGAAUUUGCUGGUGGUACUCCAAAGUUUUGCGAGGAGAACGGCCUGAGGUAUAAAGCCAUGGUGGAGAUCAGGAGGCUCCGAGGACAACUUACCAACGCAGUGAACGCAGUGUGUCCAGAGGUGGGAGUGUUUGUGAAUCCCAAGAUGGCUCCGCCGACAGAGCAUCAGGUGGUUUGCCUGCGGCAGAUUGUUCUGGCCGGACUGGGGGACCAUCUUGCGAGGCGUGUACAGGCAGAAGAAUUACUGGACCCAAAAUGGAAGAAUGGAUACAAGACGCCUCUUCUGGACGAGCCGGUGUUCAUUCAUCCCACCUCCGCGCUGUUCAAAACGCUGCCGGAGUUCAUCGUGUACCAGGAGAUCAUGGAGACCACCAAGAUGUACAUGAGAGGUGUGUCAGCGGUCGAAGCUGAGUGGGUCCCCGAGCUUCUGCCUCAGUAUUGUCAUUUCGGCUCCCCUCUGGAGUCGCCGUCACCCUGGUUCUGUUCGUCCACCGGCACCAUCAGAUGUCACCGUUCUAGCACCUUCUUCCGUGUCGCUUGGAAGCUGCCAGCAGUGGAGAUGGAAUAUCCAGACGGCCUCGAGCGUUACAAACUGUUCGCCAGGUUUCUGCUUGAGGGACAGGUUUGUCCUAAACUAAAAAAACACAGCAGCCACCUUCUCUCAAACCCCUCCAUCAUGGUGAAAACAUGGGCAAAGCUGCAGCCCAGGACGGAGGCUUUGCUGGGAGUGCUGGUGUCAAAAGGUGUCGACAGCAGAAAUACUCUCCUCUCUGUCUGGAACACUGAAGAAAAAUUUCUGUUGUCUGCAUACUGCCAGUGGUUACCUGAAGCCAUGCAUCAAGAAGUUGCCAAGAGUUGGCCUCCGAUAUGAAGGCUUGCAUCUUAAAAAAAAAAAGAAGGCAGAAAAUUAUAUUACAUAGUUGGUCAGAGACUCAUGCUAAUAUACAGAUCCGUACAACUCCCUUCUUUACCAUCAGAGGGAGAUCUGCACACCUUUGGAUUUUUUAAAUGUUCUCUCAAAGUGCAACUACAAAAUCACAACACUGCCUUUUUCAGUUUUGUAUUUUAUAUACUGUAUCUGUGACCUGUACAGUUUUCAACUUAAACUAAAUAAUGACUUUUAACAAUAUGCUGCUGUCAGUUAUGUCUGAUUUGGUCUUCAUAAGACUCAUUAAAACUGUGUGGCUCUGA
This is a messenger RNA of Centropristis striata (black sea bass), 3922 nucleotides long. It is a transcript of the gene dhx37, whose product is annotated as DEAH (Asp-Glu-Ala-His) box polypeptide 37. The record is from RefSeq and is a predicted model, not a curated record. The transcript is spliced from 27 exons. Gene Ontology annotation, molecular function: ATP hydrolysis activity; RNA binding; ATP binding. NCBI's taxonomy places the organism in Eukaryota, Metazoa, Chordata, Actinopteri, Perciformes, Serranidae. Gene Ontology annotation, biological process: maturation of SSU-rRNA from tricistronic rRNA transcript (SSU-rRNA, 5.8S rRNA, LSU-rRNA). Bases 141 to 3602 code for a protein of 1153 amino acids. Gene Ontology annotation, cellular component: nucleolus; intracellular anatomical structure.